Molecule: messenger RNA, 2075 nt
Organism: Osmerus eperlanus (European smelt)
Lineage: Eukaryota; Metazoa; Chordata; Actinopteri; Osmeriformes; Osmeridae
Gene: ttc23
Product: tetratricopeptide repeat domain 23
Exons: 11
Molecular function (GO): protein binding
Source: RefSeq, a predicted model, not a curated record
CUACAAAAUAACAAGUUGCUUGCCUUUCUCAAUGACAAGUUUAAGUAAACUAUCAAAAUAAACGACCCCAGACACGAUAGGGAUAAAAGCUUAUGUUAUGGCAUGGCUGUUACAGUCAACCUGUGUGCAGUUAAGUGGUGUAUCCACGGCGACAAGCGAGGAAAAUGACAACAAACGUAAGACUGGUGAUUCUGCGGGGACAGAAUCAGAAGCGCUCUGAAUUAGAAAUGAGAAUUGACGUGGAGUUGUCAAUAUCUUCAUUUUACACAGUAUUCAUGGUGGAUAUUCCCGCUUGCAUAAAUCUUUCGCAUUGGGUCACAGUUGCACUAUUUGCUGGACUCGAAUACGCCCGUGAACAAACGUGAUUCUUCUGACAAGUUCAUGAGAAUGGAGAGCACCUCCGGUAGUCUUGGUGACUUCUCAUUUGAUAAAGAAGUGACAGUAUCUCGAGCAGGAACGAGCAGCACGGUGGACUCUGUCAUGAUCACUCCUCAGGAAAAACUAUAUCGCUUUGAAAGUCGAGCCCAAUCCCUUGCUGAUGCACAACAGUAUGAUGCUUGCAUCCAGGACCUAGUUCGCUGUGUGGCCCUGACAAGACUUGUUUACGGAGAUGGGCAUCUGAAACUAGUCCAGGCCCAUGCCAGACUGGCAAAGGCAUACCUUCAGUUUAAAGGUUGGGGAGCACAGGCCCAGGAGCAUGCAGCCAGAGCCAGUGAUUUACUGCCUCUCUCCAGCCCCAGCUCCACCAGCCCAGAGGAGAGGCUCCAAGUGCACUCCUGUCUGCUCAGCAUCUACCAAACACAAGGGGGCGCUGCUCUGAUACUGGACAGUGUUAAGGAGGCAGAGUCCAGCUAUAAAAAGGCCAAAAGAAUUGUGGAGGAGCUCAGUCAGUUAAGUGGCAUGAGCAAGGAGGAGAUAAUGGAGGCUGACCUGGAGAUAUCCACUUCUCUGUCCAGGGUGUUCCAGCGCCAGGGGAGACCUGACGAGGCUCUGCAGCAGUGUGAGAGCUCCCUGGAGCAGCUGGAGGGCAGGGAGCGGCCAGGCCAAGUCUGCUCCAUCUACAAGGACAUGGCUGCCAUCGAACAGGCCCAGGGACGCCUGGACAGAGCCAUAGAGCACCUCUCCAAGGCUCAUGCCAUAGCUGUGAGUCAGAGUCCGGGGGACCUGGAGGGGGCUCACGUCGCUCACAGCCUGGCGCUGGCUCUCUCCACUGCACAGCCCCACCACAAUGACUCAGCCACCAAGUACUUUUUGGAAAGUCUGACUGCCUACAGGAGCUUGUUGGGUCCUCAAGAUGCUGUGACCCUAUCUGUGCAAGAUGACUACUGUCGCUUCCUCCUCCUCACAGGCCAGCAACAGUCGUGUGGGGAGCUCCAGAGGGCGUCCCUGCCCCUGAAGAGGGCAGCGUUCGGUGACCUAAGUCCUGAGGUGGCCGGCACCCUGCAGCUGAUAGGAGGCGUGGAGAUGACCCAGGGUCAGGUCCGACAGGCCCACAGGAGCAUGAGGAAGUGUCUAGAGAUCCAGAAUGUUCUGUAUGGCUCUCAUCAUAAGACGACAAGAGCUACCCAGAAAACGGUGGACAUGCUGGCCCAGGCUCCAGAGGUUGCUGGGAGACAGAGAACUGAUGGCGAAGGGAAAACAAGGCCUCCAUUCUGUGCAGUUCUUCCCCCAUCAAGCUGAGGAAGCUCCAGCAUGUCACUCUUAACAAACUGCAAAACCUGAGCUCUCACGACGAGCCUUGGCUCGCUUUGAAAAUAGAGACUUAUUUUGUCGUCUCUAGAAGUUACAUUAUUUCCCAAUAAAGUGGGAAGUGGCCCAAGAGGGAUCCCAGACAGGUCUGCAUCAUGAUUUCUUUUAUUUGAGAAACGAAUGUUGGGCUGUUUGUUGGCAAGACUACGCAGACUGCAGUGUUCAGUAUGAAGAGGAUAUGGGGUUCUACUGGAGGAGCUGAAGAACAGGACACACUGUCCCUACAAACACCCUGGAUUAUAACACCUGAUUAUGUCAAACAUUUACAGCUCAUUUAGCUAAAUAUGAGUAAUUAAUAAAGAUUCAGACUCAGUUAACACACUCUA